CACAGCCAUUGCCACGCAUUUUGAACACAAAACACAUGGCAUCAUCACCGUCAAGGUUCCUCAACACCAUGUCUCUGUCUCUCUUCAUGUUGAUCUUCCUCUGCUUCAUUUCAUCAUCACCUUCUCUCUGUUCUGCAUCUUUUCCCACCACCAAUGAUGAUGAUCUUCCCUUUUCUCCAAAACUUGAUGCAGAGAAGCUCAUAAGAGCGCUCAACCUGUUCCCAAAAGAUUCUGUUAACACACUAGAGAAUGAACCUCAUGUUGUCUCUGGAAACCUUGUGGAGAAAAAGUUAACUUUUCCUAGUCUUGCUGCUUCUGAACCUUCUGUUGAAGACCUUGGCCAUCGUGCAGGAUACUAUAGCCUUCCUCGUUCCAAAGCUGCAAGGUUGUUCUACUUUUUCUUUGAAUCUAGGAACAGUAAGGAUGACCCUGUUGUCAUCUGGUUGACUGGAGGACCAGGAUGCAGCAGUGAGCUAGCUAUGUUUUAUGAAAAUGGUCCUUUUCAUUUUGCCAAGAACUUGUCUCUCGUAUGGAAUGAAUAUGGAUGGGACAAGGCUUCAAAUAUUCUGUUUGUAGACCAGCCCACUGGGACAGGUUUCAGCUACACUACUGAUGAGAGUGACAUUCGCCAUGAUGAAGAAGGUGUUAGCAAUGAUUUGUAUGACUUUUUGCAGGCAUUUUUCAAAGAGCACUCUCAGUUCACCAAGAAUGACUUUUUUAUUACUGGAGAGUCAUACGCUGGACACUACAUUCCAGCUCUUGCAUCCAGAGUUCACCAAGGAAACAAAGCAAAAGAAGGAACCCACAUAAAUCUGAAGGGUUUUGCUAUUGGUAAUGGGUUAACCAAUCCUGAAAUUCAGUACAAGGCAUAUACAGACUAUGCAUUAGACAUGGGACUAAUUAACAAGACUGAUUAUGACAGAAUCAACAAGUUGAUCCCACCAUGUGAGCAGGCCAUAAAAACUUGUGGCACUAAUGGUGGAGACACAUGCGUAUCUGCAUUAUAUUCUUGCAAUCGCAUUUUCAACUCGAUCUUGUCCAUUGCUGGAAACAUUAAUUACUACGACAUUAGAAAGAAAUGUGAGGGAAGUUUGUGUUAUGACUUUUCCAACAUGGAGACAUUCUUAAACAAGAAGGAAGUGAGGAAUGCUUUAGGUGUUGGGGAGAUGGACUUUGUUUCAUGCAGCAGCACAGUGUAUUCCGCCAUGAUGCAGGACUGGAUGAGAAAUCUGGAAGUAGGUAUUCCUACUCUUCUUGAGGAUGGAAUCAAGGUGCUUGUGUAUGCUGGAGAAGAAGAUCUCAUAUGCAAUUGGCUAGGGAAUUCAAGGUGGGUUGAUGCCAUGGAGUGGUCAGGUCAGAAAGAUUUUGGGGCAUCUCCAAUAGUCCCAUUUUUGGUUGAUGGUGAAAAAGCAGGAGAGCUGAAAACCCAUGGACCUCUUGCUUUCCUCAAGGUGAAGGAGGCUGGUCACAUGGUCCCUAUGGAUCAACCAAAAGCUGCACUUGAGAUGCUAAAAAGCUGGAUGCAAGGGAAACUGACAAUUAAAAAGGGUGGAGAGAAUGUCUCUCCUAAAUGAUGUACUGAGCAAAGCCAAUAUCAUCCUCCAGUUGAAUAGAUAGUGAUAACAUAAAACUGUGCACUGGAGGAUUUGGAGCAAAUCAUGUAUCCUUGUUAUUAAAUCUUACACAACCUUGUAAUUUUUUUUAAUUUUAUUCAAGCAAAUUUCAAUUCUUGAAUAAAAAUAUUGAACAUUAUGCCAUGACUCCCAGUAAAUGACAAGGGCUUGUUGCUUCUUUGUUA
This is a messenger RNA of Lotus japonicus, 1798 nucleotides long. RefSeq names its product serine carboxypeptidase-like. The coding region runs from base 36 to 1574 and encodes 512 amino acids. The transcript is spliced from 9 exons. NCBI's taxonomy places the organism in Eukaryota, Viridiplantae, Streptophyta, Magnoliopsida, Fabales, Fabaceae. Gene Ontology annotation, molecular function: serine-type carboxypeptidase activity. Gene Ontology annotation, biological process: proteolysis. The record is from RefSeq and is a predicted model, not a curated record. Gene Ontology annotation, cellular component: vacuole.